AUGUAUUCCAUUUUUAUAAUAAAUUCAGGAAUCAUUGCCGGCAAAGUCUCAAAACCCCUGUACGUAUGGCCACUGGGAGACAAAUCUGGUUUGCUAGAGGUUCUUUCAAAUGGACCAAGUCUGGUGAGCAAUGGCAAUCAAUGUUUCAAAUUCGGUGAGAAUGUCAAGAGUAUUCCAUAUCAAGCUAUAGGGAUAGGAGAUCCUUCAAAUCCUCAUCUAUCGGUUGUGUUAGAUGAACCAAAUUCAUUCCGGGAUCUUGGAAUUUCUAUGUACGUCAAACCCGACGGUAAACCCAAAGGAACCCUUCUCCAAUACAAAUCGGAAUCGGCAGAGAAAAUAAGAAUUGUUUUCGACCCUUAUGAUGGUUUUGCAGUGAUUUCCUUCCGGGAUGAAUACGAUAUCCCAGCAGGCAUUGUUGUGGCUGAUAAUUUAGCACCAGCAGAUAGUUGGACUCACAUUUUUAUCCAGCGUUCGUAUAAAACAGGACGAAUUACUGUUUACGCCAAUGACCGGAAAGUAGUGGACGAAGAUGACGAAUUCCAAGACGAAAUUUCACUUCCAGCUUCUGGGCACCUCCGGAUUGGAAACACAGAACCACCAGACUCUGAUGGAGACCAGCAGUUUAAGGGUGUUGUGUCCUGUCUCCAGAUAUUUACAGAAAACGUGAAACCGGUUGAUGUCAAAUCUGUUUCUAAUUUCUGUCUUCCGGAUGAGUGGAAUCUGGGAUCGCAAGUAUAUUUUGGUCCUGAAGAGAAGGCGACAGGAACUCGGUGUAAAACAGAUCCACCUGAAUCCACAUCAACUAUACCGUCACCAAAUCAACCGCUGACGAUGACCCACCUUGUAAACGAGCGGAAGUGGGAACAGGUUCGAACACGAUUUCAUUGGAAAAACAGCAAGAAAGAUAACGUAUACUUCCGUUUGUACGAUCAUAAUAUAGCACCAGUUCCGGUAACUGCCAAUAUUAGCAAAGUUAACACUGCUGAUCUGAAAACGUGUGCCCGACUGUGUCUGCGCGUGUAUGGAUGUGUGUCAUUUGCUUUCACGUCAACAGGAAGUGAUAUCAGAAAAUGUUCACUUUUUGACAUAAUGCCAACAAAAUUUGAGACAAAACAAGGUGUUAAGUUUUUCACUGUCAGUACAUAACUUU
This is a messenger RNA of Saccostrea echinata, 1150 nucleotides long. RefSeq lists its product as uncharacterized. Bases 1 to 1146 code for a protein of 381 amino acids. The transcript is spliced from 2 exons. The record is from RefSeq and is a predicted model, not a curated record. Lineage: Eukaryota; Metazoa; Mollusca; Bivalvia; Ostreida; Ostreidae.